Messenger RNA from Gracilinanus agilis (Agile Gracile Mouse Opossum), 2018 nucleotides. RefSeq names its product calponin 3 (gene CNN3). The transcript has 7 exons. Gene Ontology annotation, biological process: actomyosin structure organization. The record is from RefSeq and is a predicted model, not a curated record. NCBI's taxonomy places the organism in Eukaryota, Metazoa, Chordata, Mammalia, Didelphimorphia, Didelphidae. Gene Ontology annotation, molecular function: actin binding. Bases 230 to 1222 code for a protein of 330 amino acids.
CGGGUGGUGCAGGGGAAUUCGGAUCCUGAACUAGAACAUUCUGCUGGCCGUCGUCUAGUCCAGUCCCAGGGCCCUACCGGGACCUCUGUCUCUGUCUCUGAUCCCCGCGUCCUAGCGCUGUCUCUCGGGACGCCACGCGGAGCAUCCCACACAGCUGACGCCGCCGUCGAGGGCUCCGGGAGGGAGGCAGGACCUACUACUGCACGGGACCAGAUCCGAGCCACGAACCAUGACCCACUUCAACAAGGGUCCUUCGUACGGGCUCUCGGCCGAAGUUAAGAAUAAGAUUGCCUCCAAAUAUGACCAUCAGGCAGAGGAAGAUCUUCGCAAUUGGAUAGAAGAAGUUACAGGCUUGAGCAUUGGGACAAACUUUCAGCUGGGCUUAAAAGAUGGCAUCAUACUCUGCGAACUUAUAAACAAGCUACAGCCAGGUUCAGUGAAGAAAGUCAAUGAGUCUUCAUUAAACUGGCCUCAGUUGGAGAACAUUGGUAACUUUAUUAAGGCCAUUCAAGCUUAUGGUAUGAAGCCACAUGACAUCUUUGAAGCAAAUGAUCUCUUUGAAAAUGGAAACAUGACCCAAGUUCAGACUACACUGGUAGCUUUAGCAGGUCUGGCUAAAACAAAAGGAUUCCAUACGACUAUUGACAUUGGUGUCAAAUAUGCAGAAAAGCAAGCAAGGCGUUUUGAUGAAGGAAAACUAAAAGCUGGACAAAGUGUGAUUGGCUUACAGAUGGGAACCAACAAAUGUGCCAGCCAGGCAGGAAUGACUGCUUAUGGGACUAGGAGGCAUCUUUAUGAUCCCAAAAUGCAAACUGACAAGCCUUUUGACCAGACAACAAUUAGUCUGCAGAUGGGUACUAACAAAGGAGCCAGUCAGGCUGGAAUGUUAGCACCUGGUACCAGAAGAGACAUCUAUGAUCAGAAGCUAACAUUACAACCAGUGGACAACUCAACGAUUUCACUACAGAUGGGUACCAACAAAGUUGCAUCUCAGAAAGGAAUGAGUGUCUAUGGGCUUGGGCGACAAGUCUAUGAUCCCAAAUAUUGUGCUGCACCAACAGAACCUGUAAUACAUAAUGGAAGCCAAGGAACAGGAACAAAUGGGUCUGAAAUCAGUGAUAGUGAUUAUCAGGCAGAAUAUCCAGAUGACUAUCAUGUAGAGUACCAAGAUGACUAUCCAAGAGAUUGUGAAUAUUAUAGUGACCAGGCCAAUGAUGAUUAGAUUUGCACAGAAAAAGCUCAGUAUUAGUCCAUUGUUUUAUUCAGUGAAAACCAAGCUAGCCUUGUGUAAUUUUUAUCUUGUCUUCCUAAAACACUAUUAUGCUUAUUGUACUUAAAAGAAAUAUUGCCUUACAUACAUUCCUUUUUCCUUUCUCUGCCUCUUCCCUAAAUAGAUGCCUUUUAGUGCUGUAAUAGUUAUAUUCUACAGCAUAAUCAAUAAUUCGCAUAUGAAGUAAAAAGGAAUACUGUGAAAGGAGAGUUCUCUUGUACAGCCAGUUCUUUUCUUAAAAGAUCUAUGCAUUUUUACAAUCUUCUACUUCAACUGGUAUUUUACAAAGGACCACAGGAAACUUUCUUUUUUCUUUUUUUUACAGUUUAGUCCUAUCUGGUUUCUACAUGGAAGACUGAAACUUUCAUGCUUAUUGUUAAAUGUGUUUUUUGCCAACUAAAUCUGAGAUGCAGCAUUUUAGAGAUUUAAAUAUCAUUGUUUCUACAGUAUUGUUUGCUAAUUUUAAAAUAAAGUCAUGAUCAAUGUGCAUUUGUGAUUAAACGUGUAUUCAUUCUAAUCCCUAAGCUGACCAAACACUUAAGGAGUAGUGUUACUAAAGGAGCUUGUACAAAAUGAGCCUGCAGAAGUUUUAGGUUUGGACAGUGAGUGCAUUUACUCUUCCUGUUUGUGCCAAUGUAUCAAUGUAGAGUUGUUGCUUUGUUUUCUUCAGCUGUAUUUAUUGCUGCAUUUCUCAGCAUAAACUGAUCUCAUUGUAUUUUUUAUAAAUAAAUAUUUUUUUUGAACACUU